Messenger RNA from Trichobilharzia regenti, 2817 nucleotides. Lineage: Eukaryota; Metazoa; Platyhelminthes; Trematoda; Strigeidida; Schistosomatidae. The record is from the annotation of a GenBank genome assembly.
GGAGAUUUAGUUUUUCUCAAGUUGUUUUUCUUUUUCACUGAGUAGGUCGUGACCUUUUGCGAAGCCUGAUUUCAAUCAGGCGCCAUGACUAGGUUGAUAUUACUUGUGGUUUUGGUUCAAUUAUGGGUGCAUACUUCUGCCCAUAAUAAUGAACCUCCACACUAUAAGUAUUCAAGAGAAGCUAAUGUUGAGCAUAAAGCCCAUAUCGUCCAAGAAACACGAAAAGAGUCUCCUGAGCAACUGUGGAUUGAGGUUACUGGAGCUAUAUUACUCAUCAGUGUUGCUCCGUUCGUUAUUUUAUGCCUGAUACCGGAUCUAAACAAACAUCAUGGAUUUCUUAAGAUUCUCCUCGCAUUUGCAGCUGGUGGUUUACUGGGAGAUGCGUUUCUUCACUUAAUUCCUCAUGCCCUUGACAGUGGACAAUCUAAUCAUGAACACAAACGUAACGAGGAGCAUGCUCAUGAACACAGUCAUGGACAUCAGCAUGCACAUGAGCAUAGUCAUAGUCAUGAACAUGCACAUGAUCAUAAGCGACAUUCGGCUGUUGGACUUUAUGUUGUUGGUGGGAUUUUCGCAUUUUUGUGCGUCGAAAAAUGUAUCCGGCUUUUUAGAAAUGAUCAUGGUGGUGGACAUACCCACCAAAUUACACCAAAUACUAAUGGGGAUAAUAAAGGGAAAAACAAGAAAAAAGGCUCAAGUGAAGAUGUAAAAGGUGGGAGCAAGGUUAAAUCUUCUGAUUUCAAAGUUGCUGGAUAUCUAAAUCUGGCAGCGGAUUUUACACACAAUUUUACGGAUGGUUUAGCCAUUGUAACCACGUUACUGAAUACAUAAUGUACACAUCAAAAUAGUUUUGAGGUGUUGUGUGGUAACUCGUAAUUGGUAAUAGAUGUUAGGAAUAGUUCACUGGGUGACAAAAAGUUUGGUAUUAUGAACAAGUAUCGAACUGCCACUUCUUAUUUUGUUCCCUUGUGAAAAGCAGAACUGAUUCAUAAACUGUAAGUAUCAUAUAUGAUUGUUGCAAUCAUGGACUUGACUUGGCAUUUCGUACGUGUAAUUUUGCGUGUGUUGUUGUUCAUAUGAAAAUUCAUGCUAUUAAGGUAUUUUGUUUGUUGAUACGUCUAUGUAUUCCUCAGAAAAGACUGGUUGUUUUCAGCUCCUUAUUUUCAGUCAGUGUGUUUGUGUGGGGUAAUUGAUUUGCACUAUUAUUUAUUAUAGGGAAUAAUAAAAAAUACGGUUGCAGCGAAGAAAAUUUUCUUUUCGACGAAGUCAUCAACUAGUCUGUUUAUUCGUGUGUUUACGGUAAAUGAGUGAGAAAGUUCCAUAACUAUUUCUGGUCAAAAGUCAAGUUAAUAAAGUUACAAAGUGUAAUAAAUACGAAGAUCGGAUACAGAAUAUAGGUAAAUAGAUUGUAGCAUGAUCCUGCAGAUAUUUCAGGUCAAAGGUCAAAUUAGUAAAAUUACAUAAUAAGUGGGUGGGUAAGUUUCAGAAUAAUACUGUUACUUCUGGCUACACAUUUAUUGUUUAUCAUAAAGCCAUAGUUAAUCGAAGGAUUUUAUGUAUAUUUAUGUAUGAUUUAGGUGGAUCCUUCCUGGUUAGUAGGAAUGUUGGAUUCCUAACCACUUUCACAGUAUUGCUACAUGAACUUCCACAUGAGAUUGGAGACUACGCAAUCUUAAUACAGUCAGGAUUUUCUUCACGUAAGGUAUGUCGUGUAUGUUUUCUUAUGGGUUCAGUAGUUUUUUAAUCUUCAAAGUCAAAGUACUGAGAAAUCGUAGGUUGUAUUGUGCAUUUACUUUGGUUGGAAUACUGAGUUGCGCAUUUAAUGAUAUUUAUAGAAUGGAACGUAGACUCAUCAUCAUCAGGCAAUUCACUUACACGUCAAAUGCUAUGCUUCUACAACUCGUUACUGCGUUCGGUGCACUUUUAGGUGCAUAUCUUAGCCUAAUUGCUGCUCGUGUUGGAUUCGGUUCUGUUAUUCCUAAUACUGACAUGCUGCCAGAAAUAACGGAUGAUAUUGUUAUUGGCCGCAUUUUACCGUUUACCGCAGGUGGCUUUAUCUAUAUUGCUAUGACGUCUGUGCUACCUGACCUACUGGCGGCCAAUAGUGGCAGUAAUAAUGCGACGAAAGCAUCAAGUGGUGCAUUCAAACUGUUCAUUCAGAGUCUUCUUGAAAUAGUGUCUUUAAUCGCCGGAGUUGCAAUGAUGGCUGCCAUCGGAACUUUAGAAUAGUACAAUCCAAAAACAACCAAGAUGACAAGACAGAUUUGGCUUGAUCAUACUUCCUAUGUUUGCGCACUGGUAAUUUCCACUGCAUUCUAGUCCUCUCAUUUUAUAUCUUUGCGUUUGUUAAUAUAUUGUAUGUCUUUCGGUUGAGAAAUGAAUUCACAAAGCAUUUUUCUUAGAAAUCAGAAUGUUCAUUAUUAUUUGAUAAAACCCUAAUAUUAUUUGUCUCUUACUUCUUCAUUCUUUUCAUCAUUUUCUAGUAGUUCGAAUCUUGUUUUUUGGAGAUGCAUUGUAUUUCAGCGUUUAUGAUUUCAUUGUUGCAGUAACACUUUUGAAUGUUUAUCCUAUGGCAAAUGCUCUACGGGAUUGAUAUGCUUGUAUUUUUGACUGAUGUAUCUUUGUGCUGACACUUAAAUCGGAGGUCACUAAUCUUUCGUUUCUACCCUCUUCACAUUACCAUGAAUUCAAUUCGUUUUGUCUUUGUUGUUCUGUCAUCUCAUAAAUGAUGGAACUUGUGUUUCAACCAAAAAAAUCACACUUUCUUUUUAUUACUAGUUGAUGUAAGGAUACAUAUAUAUAUAUAUAUAUAUAUAU